GUGGUGAAGGUCUUGGGGGCGGGGCCAGACGCCGGAGGUGCUGGGGGAGGAGGCUGCCUUGGGGGCCGGCUUGGAGUGGGAUUCGACCCGCGGCGCUGACCGAGUGCUGGACGGACGGCUGUCGGGCACCCGGGUCUGCGCGCACUGCUGCUCCGGGUCGCCCCGGCCGAGGCGCUGGCCACGGUAGACCUCAGGGAGGGCUCGGGCUGCCGGGCCGGGCGCCAUGUCCAUGGAGGACCCCUUCUUUGUAGUGAAAGGAGAAGUACAGAAAGCAGUCAAUACUGCCCAAGGAUUGUUUCAGAGAUGGACGGAGCUCCUUCAAGGCCCCUCUGCAGCAACGAGGGAAGAAAUCGACUGGACCACCAACGAGCUGAGGAACAACCUCCGCAGCAUAGAGUGGGAUCUGGAGGACCUCGAUGAAACUAUCAGCAUAGUUGAAGCAAAUCCUAGAAAAUUCAACCUGGAUGCAACUGAAUUGAGCAUAAGAAAAGCCUUCAUCACAAGCACUCGGCAAAUUGUCAGGGACAUGAAGGAUCAGAUGUCAGCGUCAUCUGUGCAGGCACUGGCUGAAAGGACAAACAGACAGGCACUCCUAGGAGACAGCAGCAGCCAGAGCUGGAAUGCUGGAGUGACAGAACGAUAUGGGCGCCAUGAUCGGGAGCUGCAGCUAGCCAACUCCCAUUUCAUCGAGGAACAGCAGGCACAGCAACAGUUGAUUGUGGAACAGCAGGAUGAGCAGUUGGAGCUGGUCUCUGGCAGCAUCGGGGUGCUGAAGAACAUGUCCCAGCGCAUCGGAGGGGAGCUGGAGGAACAGGCAGUCAUGCUGGAUGAUUUCUCUCACGAGUUGGAGAGCACUCAGUCUCGACUGGACAAUGUGAUGAAGAAACUUGCAAAAGUGUCUCACAUGACCAGUGAUCGGCGCCAGUGGUGUGCCAUAGCCAUCCUCUUCGCGGUCCUGGUGGUCGUGCUGAUCCUCUUCCUAGUUCUGUGAUGGUGGCCUGCCUCAGGCGCUUCUGCAGGAGGAGCCAGGGGAGAGGAGAAGCAAGCACUCCGCCACUCACAUUCCUCUCCCAGAAACACACCUCUGCCCGCUUCCUCUGUGACUCCAGCAUUGAGACUGCCCUCUCUCCCCGCGCUCAAAGGGCAAGCUUAGAAGAGGAAAGAGGUGACCACAUGCCCAGCUGGAUAGCAGAAGCCCCGGCUGCCCUUCUUCCCGAGGACAGCAAGCCAUUGCUUUGCCUUACUGGACCUCGCUCCUUGAGGAAGGAAGGACUCAGAGUCGUCAGAAGAACUUGCUCCUUGAGGAAGGAAGGACUCAGAGUCGUCAGAAGAACUAACAGCCCCACUUACUCUGUUGCUCAUUCUCUGGUAUCUGGCAGCCUUUCCUUCUGCUCAGACCCUUUCCCUGCUUAGAUGGGUGCCACUCUCCCUUCAGAAGAAGCCUGGCAAGAAUGAGGGCAUCUAAGGAUGUACGUUUCCCAUUGCUGUUAUGUUUCUUAGCCCCUGAGAGCUGGCUGUUGCUGAGGACAGAAGGCUCAGAAACACUUGGUGACAGAAAUGCAGUGUUUCAUUUUGCUGGGUAAGAGCUGAGAUUAAAUUGCUUUUCCAGGUGUUUUGUGGCAAGGAUAAGCAACAGGAAAUAGUGAAAUCCCUGGGGGAUGGGGGUGCAGAUGACAAAGGGCUUUAAUGGACUGGGCCAGUUAACAACAGCGGCACCUGCAUUGGUCUAGCCUAUUGAAGGACUGGUGAUAUCUCCUGAGGCCUGGCCAGAGCUGCCGACCUGGUCUGUCCCAGGGCUGUCUCCCCAGAGGUGCAGCUUGCAUAUGUAGAGCCCUCGUACAGUGUGGAACAGCAUAGCAGUGCUCAGCCAGGUGGGACUCGCCUUCUUUGAUGGCACUCAGAGCCCAGGUAGAAGGGUCAGCACGUCUGUUACAUUUAUGCAGAAACUGUCCAGACACAGGCUGGCUCUGCACCAGAGGUCCCUUACUGUGAGUAAUGGCACCGAUGGGUAAGAGAACUUGGUCCUCUGUUCUCUAAGAUGGCCACUUGACUCCAUCAUCCAUUGAGUCACUGAGGAAGUCCCAAUUCCCCGACAGAUGGUUUACUGGGUUGAAGUGGCUGAAACUGCUGACACUACACUUUAGGCUUUGGUGACUGUUCCCAUGCUUCAGGUGUGCAUAUAAGUGUGGAACUUCUUAUAAUGUCCCAAAUGCAUAACCUGGUAUUAAAGUAGCUGUCAGGCCAGAGCCAGCCUUUCACAUUGGCAGCUGCCUCUCAGUCAUGUGUGCUGGAAAGAGCAGCAUCUGGACGGUUUGACCUUUGCCUUUCUGUGUCUUCCUCAGCAUGCCGACUUAAAACAAUCCUGGGUUGCUUAUAGUCCCUGGGGUUUAAAAACAUAGUCCCUGGGGUUUAAAAACAAAGUCCCUGAGGUUUAAAAACAUAGUCCCUGGGGUUUAAAAACAUAGUCCCUGGGGUUUUUGACUUCUGGCCCCUUUUUGUUUUAUUAUUCCCAAUGAUGUGCUUGCCCGGCUAACUUUUAAAUUGCACUUUUAAAUAAAUAUUUGUAACAAUUUUUAAAAGAAGGAUAUUUUAUCUUGUUUAGGAUCAUGAUAGGUAAGGAAAUCUACCUGUUGGUAAAAGCUAAAAGAUUAGUAAAACCCAAAUGUGGUCAGCACCGCAUCUAUGUGCAACUCUGGUGUUUGAUACAGCGAUGUUAUUUGUUUUCAAAUGAGGAGAAAAUGUGAAUUUUACAAAGGGCUUUAAUGUAGGGUUCUGGGUUAUUUUUGUUUCAUGAAAUUUUAAAGUUUUGAAUAGUCUUCUGUGAACAUAGACCACAGAUAGUCCUCAGAUUUGCAUUAAAGUAUAGAAGCCUUUUGUUAAAAGUCAAUGUGGGCCUUGUCUGAGCACUGUAACCCACACUCCACAUUACAAAGCCGUGAGCAGUCUAGGAAUUAAAAUCACCCUACUUAAAGCCAUGUUCUCUGCUGGGAGAGGAGAGUCAGUCAGACCCAUUCAGAAAGCAGUCCUGUAGUAAGAGUCCCGCAUCAGGUCAGGGAUGAAGUCUUGUGACUCUGGCUUUAAUUUUGUUGAAUCUAUUUUGAGUUCGUAUGGUGACCUCACUGAGAAGGUAUUGGCUGAACACAGUGUUGUAGACCUGAAAACAGGCUGGAACUGAGUGCGUAAUGUCAGGGAGAAAGUAACUUCUCAUGCAGGUGUUCCCUUUUGGGCCAUGCAGUUCUGCAGCAGGAUAGUCCAGGCCAGCCUGGUGUGCCCUCCCUGGGCAGUCACUGCAGAGCCAGGGCAAAGAGAACAAGGAUAGACCUUUCUUCCAUAGUGACCCAGAGAGGUGAAGGUCCUUCCACCAUAUGUCCUAGAAUAGGGAAGGGACACAGGGAUGGCCCACGCUGCUUAGGAAUGUCUCUUACAGAUGUGCUCCCCUAAGCCCCACCCUGCCCCUGCACUUGGUUUCACACCCAGCACAUUAAGGACCUGGUGGAAUAUAUGCUGGCUGACAGGAAGAGCUCGGUGUGCUUACUGGAAGAACACUUUACCUAAUUCACUAGGGAGGAGACGGAGGACAGUCCACUGAGAGCUUCUGCCAGAGUAUGGAUCCCAAAAUACCUUCGGUUCUCAGCCCUCUGUUUUGAUCUUGUCUUUGUUUGGGCUGGGAAAUCACAAUGCUAUGCCUGCCCUGGACUGUGAGGCAAAUGGAAUUGUCGUGUAUGCCUGAGCACGCAUGUUGUGUUUUCCUCAAUUUCAGAAUUCAUGCUAAGGCUGAAACAGGGAACGUUGGCAACUUGCCCAUUAUUCUCUGCUUUUAGCCAGAGUUAAACAGACUGAUGGGUCUGGUAGCCAACAACUUGGCAAGUUCCAUGCCUUCUCACCUCGUGCGGGUAAGGGCUGUGAAGAGAAAUCCAGUCUGAUUCCAACAGAAAUCUGUCUCUGUUAAGUGUUUUACCUUCUGUAAGUAAAGGAGGUGGAGCCAAGGUUUUUCUUUUGGUAAUUUCUCUGCCCACAAAGUGAGACCAGAGGGGCAUUCAUAGCAUCUGCAGGUCCAGAGCGCAAGGGAAGGAUGAGCCGAGUUCACCUCUGUGAACUUGGUGCAGUUUGGCUUCACCUUGUGCCACAAAGUGAAUUUGUAACUGAAACAGAAAUGGACUAUCUGGAAAGCAAGCUAUAAAAUGUGGGCGCAGCAGCUGUCACUUCCUCUGCCUCCCUCUGACUGCAUGGCCUCCCUCCCAAAUGGGUAGGAACGAUGGCUUCUGUUUAUCUUUUAAAAGUGUACUUCGUCCAUCUAGAGAAGAGAAACCGUAAAAUUGGAGUUUGCAAAUCCCCUCACUGUGCACCCUAGUCAAUUCCUGAAGAGAAGACUCCCCAACAAGAGGCCUUAGUGGGCCCCUGGAGACUUCCUUCUGGGAGGAGCUUAGUAAGAUGGGAGGUGGUCUGUCUUAAAUGUCCAGUUGCCCUUACUUAACUCCCAACCUUCAAAAACAUCUUACCCUGAAAAUGGCCUUUCUCUUAAGAGUGUAGCAUGGGGAAGUGGGGAGCUGGGAAAACCUGCUGCCAAACCAUAUGACCUGAUUGUGAUCCCCAGAACCCACCCAGUGGAAGAAGAGACCCAAGGCCCACAAGUUGUCCUCUCCUCCACAUCCAUGCUGUAUUUCGGGUGCACGCUCAGGCACAUGCACCAAUAAAUACGUAUAUAAAUGUCCAUUGUUAAAAGAAAGGAUGGUGUUGGUCCAUGGUGUAUGAACGUGGGUCCUGUCACUGGUCCCUUACUAAUGCUCACUGAGCAGCUUUACUGGCUGGUUUCGAAUCCAGAAAAGCAUGAAUUUGGAGUGGAACAGCUCCUAUGACCUGAGCAGCAGGACUGUGACCCAGGGGAGGAGACGGGGCAGGUGCCAUCCCUUGCAGAAGGAAUAGACAUUGCAGGCAGGACUUAGCCAUCGGGAGCCCGCAUACUUUUCGGACAAGUCAAGGCACUUGAAGUUGGCCUUGGUAACAGAACUCAGAGUGCUGCUAGCUUGGACUCAACUCCUCAGCAUGGCGUGUUUUGCCUGCGGACGAACACUGAGGCUCUGAAUGGUGCCUGUUCAGGUGGCUGCUGACUGGCUGCACUUGGAAAUCCUCCAUAUGUUACAGCUUCUGCCAAGUCAGCUGUCAGGGCAGGGUGAGAAAGAAGUGUGUGUGUGUGUGUGUGUGUGUGUGUGUGUGUGUGUGUGUGUCUGUCUGUCUGUCUGUCCCCGUCUCUGCCAUCAGCUAACAUGUUGGUGCUAUUUUUCUUCUGAUGUGACCUUAAUCCAGAAAUACUCUUCCCCUGGCUGAGCACACUGGCUGCUCAGGCAGUGCCUGCCCCGCUGCUGGGGUUUCACAUGAACAUUUCAUGGACCUGGUUUGCCGACUGCAGCCAGAGCUGUAUGAGGAAGUGUAUUUUACAGUUUAUUUUCUUAUGGUUAUGAAUUUUCUACUGAAAGGCCACUUGGCCCUCAGGGGCCAUUAGGAAUAAGACCACCCAUCACCACUGUUUGCUGAGCAGAUAUCUGGGCCCUGCCCUGCCCCAUCUGAGCUUUCCUGAGCCCUGGGUGGGACUGAGAUCAAGCUUUUCAUUCCCUCUCAGCUGAAUGUAGAUUCAGCUGGGACCCAUUUGUGAACAGCGAGUAUGACCCUGAAGGUGAGCUCUGUCUUGAGAAGCAGGUGUCUUUAUUCCUGAGAAAUCAGUCUUUACUCCCGAGGCAGAGUGUCUGUGGCCUGGUUGUCAGAGGGCAGGGCAGCUAGCUACCCACUGAUGAAGCUUUGGAAUUGCUUUUUUGUUUCGUUCUGCUUUCUUCUGUUUUUGAACCCAGGACCCCAUACAUACCCCCAGCAUGCUAGCAGAUAUGAGAGCCAUCUAGGAAACGGCCAAAGGAACCAAGCUGCAGAUGAUGGCAGAUCUGAUGUUAGAAGUAGAAGUAGCCUCCCUGGCUCGUUUUAAUCAGAAAUUGGUAUAAUACAGAAAUGGAAUUUAUAAGUGGCAAAAUAGUGGGAAAUAAGCCCUUAUAUAUUUUUCCAAGGAUAAAUACCUUUACUUUUAAAUAAUUGGAUGUACAUAUUGGUGUGGGGUCAGAAUCAGAACUUUACCCUGGGUGGCUUCCAGGCAGCAUGUCCCUAUAGCAUGGUAAAAGUGAGCCAGAUCCCUGGGACUAGAGUUUUGUCACCUCUGCCACAGGUAGGUUUAUAUGGUGGCUCUCCCAGGGCAAGAAGCUUGUUAGAGAUGCAUUUUCUGUGGGAUCAUUAAGAGAGGAGGCUAGCACCCCUGGCCCUGGGUUCCAGUGCAUGCCCUGAGGACCACUGCUGCUGCAUCGUGCUCCAUCUGCAGGGGAACAUUUCUCAAAGAGUCGUCCCUGCUCUGAUGGCAAUCUAAAAUGUGAUGAUAUCACACACUUGAAAACUUCUAAGACAUACGUGUGUAAAAUAAACUCAACUAGCCAUCCGUAAAGGUGACUUUUUACACCUCACAGUCCACUUCUUAUUUCUGCUCCUGAAAUCAUGUUGCAGCCGUGUAACAGAAUUCUGUUCAGUAUUAAAGCAAGAUGAUGACCAGA
This is a messenger RNA of Arvicanthis niloticus (Nile rat), 6581 nucleotides long. RefSeq names its product syntaxin 6 (gene Stx6). NCBI's taxonomy places the organism in Eukaryota, Metazoa, Chordata, Mammalia, Rodentia, Muridae. The record is from RefSeq and is a predicted model, not a curated record. Gene Ontology annotation, biological process: Golgi vesicle transport; intracellular protein transport. Gene Ontology annotation, cellular component: membrane. Gene Ontology annotation, molecular function: SNAP receptor activity.